GGGAGUCUGCUUCGUCAAGGCAUAGGAGGUUGGUGGAUAGAACAAAAACUGAAUUUCUUUCAUUUAUACCCACUGGGUGUUAUACGGAGUUAGUGUAAUUUGUGUGUUGGGAAUUUGUAUGCAGUAUUCCAACCUGAGAGAAGUCUUAAGCAUAGGCUGCAAGCUGAUUGUGUGUGUUCUUUGUUUGCAAGAUGAAUACACGGCUGAUCAGAAUCACUUCCAUGCUGCUGUUUCAGAGCCUCUUCUUCAGCAUAGAAAGCCAAAGGAUUCCAAGUGUGAAGGAAAAGGAAGAGACAGCAAAGUCUAAUUUACUGGAAAAUCCAUGCAAAGGAGCUCCUCUGGACUUUAUCUUCAUCAUCGAUAGCUCUCGUAGCGUUCGCCCUGAUGACUAUGAGAGAGUUAAAACAUUUAUUAUCAACAUCUUGAAAUUUCUGGAUGUUGGCCCCGAUGCCACCAGGGUAGGUCUUGUCCAGUAUGGCAGCAUUGUUCAAAAUGAAUUCUCUUUGAAGAACUACACAAGGAAAGUAGACAUGGAGAAAGCUGUCCAGGGCAUGGUCCACUUAGCUUCUGGUACAAUGACAGGUCUGGCCAUUGAGUACACCAUGAAUGUGGCUUUUUCUGAAGAAGAGGGCGCACGCCCUCUUGCUAUGCACAUCCCACGCAUAGCCAUGAUUGUGACAGAUGGCAGACCCCAAGAUACUGUUGAAGAGGUGUCGGCACAAGCUAGAGAAGCAGGCAUUAUAAUUUAUGUCAUUGGUGUCGGCAGGGUAGACAUGGCCACCUUACGGUCCAUGGGAAGUGAGCCUCAUGAAGAGCAUGUGUUCCUGGUAGCGAAUUUCAGUCAAAUCGAAACCUUGACAUCCAUGUUCCAGUCUAAGUUUUGCAAAGGUGGGGACUUGUGUGGCUCCAUAAAUCACCAGUGUUCACACCUAUGCAUCAACAUCCCAGGGUCAUAUGUGUGCAGAUGCAGGAAAGGAUACAUCUUGAACCCUGACGGCAAAACCUGCAGCGCUCUUGACAUGUGUGCCACUGAGAAUCACGGCUGCCAACAUUUGUGUGUGACUCUUCCUGGCUCUUACAAGUGCCAGUGCCGUGUUGGCUACGAGCUUAAUGAAGAUCAAAAGACAUGCAGCAGAGUUGAUUUUUGUGACUUGGGAAACCACGGAUGUGAACAUGACUGCAUCACUACAGUGGAAUCAUACAUCUGCAAGUGUCGCAGAGGGUUUACGCUUAAUCCUGACGGCAAGACAUGCAGUAGGAUCAACCACUGUGCUUUUGGAACCCAUGGCUGUGAGCAGGAGUGUGUUAACACUAUGGACUCGUUCAUCUGCAGAUGUCACGCUGGCUACACCCUCAACCUAGAUGGCAAAACAUGCACAAGAGUAGAUCACUGUGCAGGGACUGACAAUGGAUGUGAACACAUUUGUCUUAACACGGACGAGUCUUAUAUAUGUCAGUGCAAUGAGGGUUACAUCCUAAAUGAAGAUUUAAAAACAUGUACAAAGGUCGACUAUUGUGCGUUGUUUAGACAUGACUGUGAGCACCUUUGCCUGAACACGGAGAAGUCCUACAUCUGUCAGUGUUUUGAUGGCUACACUUUAAAUGCAGACGGGAAGACAUGCAGAAGACCUGAUAUUUGUAGCAUUGCUCAGCAUGGAUGUGAACAUCUUUGUGUCAAUACUGAAGAUUCCUACAUAUGCAAAUGUUUUGAUGGUUUCACCUUGGCUGAAGAUGGAAAGAAAUGCCGAAAAUGUGCAGAUGGGGCUAUUGACCUGAUGUUCGUGAUUGAUGGAUCCAAAAGCCUGGGCCCAGAUAACUUUGAGAAGGUCAAGCAGUUUGUCAGUGGGCUUGUGAGCUCUUUGGAUGUUUCCCCAAAAGCCAGCAGGGUGGGCCUUUUACAGUACUCCACAAAAGUACGUUCUGAGUUCACACUGGGGCAGCACAAGACGGCGGCGGAGGUCACACAAGCGGUUUCCAAAAUCGAGUACAUGGGCAGGGGGUCCAUGACAGGAAGUGCCCUGAAGUACAUGUUUGAGAAGAGUUUUACAGAAGCAGAAGGAGCAAGGCCAUCCUCCGCUCAUGUGGCCCGAGUGAGCAUUGUGUUUACUGACGGCCGAUCUCAAGAUGACGUUUCAGAGUGGGCGGAUAAAGCAAAGAAGUCUGGCAUUACGAUGUAUGCAGUGGGAGUCGGCAAAGCCAUCGAGGGUGAGCUGCAUGAAAUCGCCUCAGAGCCUCAGAAUAAACAUCUGUAUUACGCGGAAGAUUUCAGCAACAUGGGCACCAUCGCUGAGAAGUUGAAAUCCCGCAUCUGUGAAGAAAAGCCUGCCACAGAAGACCAGUGUAUGUGUGAAAAUGUAAUCCAGUUCCAUAACCAAGCCACCGAACAAAUACAAAAACUAACAGUGCAGCUGGAAAAGAUUGGAAGAAAACUGGAAUCUCUGGAAAACCAGCUGAUAUACAACUGACAAGUUUAAAGGGAACAAGCUGUUUUGAAAGAUGUUAGAAGGCACGUCAAGGAAUGUCUAUAUUUACCAUGCAUUUUUGUGUUACAUAUCCACUAUUAGGGUUGUUUCAUUGUGUCUACAAUUAAUCUGAAAAUCCUGAUAAUUUUCCAAUAGUAUAAACAAAUAUGUCUUUGCCACGAACAGAUGGCAAAACAGCCUUACUGUCACAGAGGUGACAUAUUCAUGUAACUAUUAAACUGAUGCUUCACCAAUCCCCAUACAAAGUAUUAGGCUAUUUAAAGAGGGCAAACCAAAUGUGUGCACUGGACCAGUCAGUAGCUCUUCUGGCAAUUUACGUGCCAUAAUACAAUCACUGAAUCCACAUGCAAGCUAUUGGCUUUAACCACCUAAAGGUGAGGUAUACAUUUUAGAAUUACAUCAACAUGUUCAUUUUAAUGGGGCAAAAAGGCAAACGCCGUCAUUAAUUGCCAAUUUAUUAUGGAAAGGGUAUUUUCUGAUCAUUUAUUAAAAACAGCCAGCUGAGCAGAUGUUUGCCUCACAGUGUUGCUGGCAGCUUCUGUUCUCUGGAGUCAUUAAAAACUGAAGCUAAGCAAGCUACACUUCAUUUAAAUUACACAAAAGGAAUUUGAACACACAAGAACUUAAGAAAUUUAACAAACCAGAGACCAUCAGGCUUGUUUGUCUAGCUAAACCGUCUCUUGAAUUAAAAGUAUAGGUUAUAUUACAUAUCAAUUCAGGGAAUAUACAUCAUGAAGGUAAAUUGUUUCUGAACAGUGGACUACACAGUGAAAUUACUUAAGCCUAAAUGCUAAAAGAAAAAAAAAAAAAAACCCAUCAGGCCAAAUUAUCAUUCAUACAGCACCUGUUAUCAAGCAGAAGUCAACAACUCAUUGUUACACCUGUGAGACACAAAGCAGUUUGCAGUAGUUGAUAAUUUUAUUAAUAUUAGUAUCGCUGUGGGAGGUCUAUCUGUACAGAAUGUAAUAAAAACAUACAAAUGCCGA
Molecule: messenger RNA, 3469 nt
Organism: Polypterus senegalus (gray bichir)
Lineage: Eukaryota; Metazoa; Chordata; Cladistia; Polypteriformes; Polypteridae
Product: matrilin-2-like
Exons: 15
Coding region: 192-2465 (757 amino acids)
Molecular function (GO): calcium ion binding
Source: RefSeq, a predicted model, not a curated record